AUGAAGUGCGAGCUGGAUCGGCCAAAUCGACACGACAGGGCGUAUGUGGGUGGCACCGAGGGUCGAUCGAUUGCCAGCAUGCUGUGUGGCCUGAUGGAAAUGCAUAAAAGGGCUGCUCCAUUGAACAAGUUGAGUCGGUCAAAAGACACCUUCUCCGCACAGCAAGCCCCUCCCCCCACACCCUACACGCCACCUAAACCCAUCCUUGAUCACUCCAUUCCUCCCUUCAAGAUGACGUUCAACAAGGCUUCCCUCCUCUCGGCUCUGGCUCUGGCCACUUCCGUGUAUGCGUCUCCCGCAGCCACUGGUUCCGCCGGCGGUCCCUGCGACAUCUACGCCUCCGGCAACACCCCCUGCGUCGCCGCUCACUCCACCACCCGUGCCCUCUACUCCUCCUACACCGGUCCGCUCUACUCCGUUGUCCGAUCUUCCGACAACUCGGUUCAGAACAUCUCCCCGCUCUCUGCUGGUUCUGUCGCCAACGCUGCCUCGCAAGACUCGUUCUGCUCCGGAACUUCGUGCUACAUCAAGGAAAUCUACGACCAGAGUGGUCGCGGAAACCACUUGACACUGGCCCCUGAUGGAGGAGCUGCUUCGGGCGACGGUCUCGCUUCCGCUACUGCAGCUCCUGUGACUCUCAACGGAAACAAGGUGUACGGUGUUUACGUUACGCCUAAGGUCGGCUACAGAAAUGACAACACGAAUGGUAUUGCCACUGGCAACGAUCCAGAGGGAAUGUACGCGGUUUUGGACGGUACACACUACAACGACCAGUGCUGUUUCGACUACGGCAAUGCUGAGACUUCCAACACUGACACUGGAAACGGACACAUGGAAGCUGUCUACUUCGGCGACAACACCUACUGGGGUUCUGGAGCAGGCAGCGGACCAUGGGUCAUGGCCGACCUAGAAAACGGCCUCUUCAGCGGCUACGAUCCCAAACAGAACACCAACGAUCCCGCGAUCAACUACCGCUUCGUCACCGGUAUCGUAAAAGGCGAUUCGAGCAACCUCUGGGCGAUUCGCGGCGGUAACUCUCAAAGUGGAGGUCUGAGCACCUACUACAGCGGUCAGAGACCGAGUGGGUACUAUCCGAUGAAGAAGGAGGGUGCGAUCAUCCUGGGUAUUGGUGGAGACAACAGUAACAGCGCCCAGGGUACGUUCUACGAGGGUGUGAUGACGAGCGGAUAUCCAGCCGACGCGACGGAGAACGCGGUCCAGGCGAACAUCGUCGCUGCUGGAUACAAGGCGUAA
Molecule: messenger RNA, 1254 nt
Organism: Pseudozyma hubeiensis SY62
Lineage: Eukaryota; Fungi; Basidiomycota; Ustilaginomycetes; Ustilaginales; Ustilaginaceae
Product: alpha-L-arabinofuranosidase B domain protein
Exons: 2
Coding region: 1-1254 (417 amino acids)
Biological process (GO): pectin catabolic process; arabinan metabolic process; arabinose metabolic process
Molecular function (GO): alpha-L-arabinofuranosidase activity
Source: RefSeq, a predicted model, not a curated record